GCACCGGGCCGGGGGCUGGGGUGGGACCCGGCGGGCGCCAUGGAGCUGCUCUCGGCGCUGAGCCUGGGCGAGCUUGCGCUCAGCUUCUCGCGGGUGCCCCUCUUCCCAGUCUUCGACCUUAGCUACUUCAUCGUCUCCAUUCUCUACCUCAAGUAUGAGCCAGGAGCCGUCGAGCUGUCCCGGCGCCACCCCAUGGCGUCCUGGCUGUGUGCCAUGCUGCAUUGCUUCGGGAGUUACAUCCUGGCUGAUCUGCUCCUCGGGGAGCCCCUGAUUGACUACUUCAGCAACAACUCCAGCAUCCUGCUGGCCUCAGCAGUCUGGUACUUGAUUUUCUUCUGCCCCCUGGACCUCUUUUACAAGUGUGUCUGCUUCCUGCCGGUGAAGCUCAUCUUCGUGGCCAUGAAGGAGGUGGUGAGAGUCCGCAAGAUCGCCGUGGGCAUCCAUCACGCGCAUCACCACUACCACCACGGGUGGUUCGUCAUGAUCGCCACUGGCUGGGUCAAAGGCUCUGGUGUCGCCCUCAUGUCCAACUUUGAGCAGCUGCUCCGAGGGGUCUGGAAGCCAGAGACCAACGAGAUUCUGCAUAUGUCCUUCCCCACCAAGGCCAGCCUGUAUGGAGCCAUCCUCUUCACCCUCCAGCAGACCCGCUGGCUCCCAGUGUCCAAAGCCACCCUCAUCUUCAUCUUCACCAUGUUCAUGGUAUCCUGUAAGGUGUUCCUGACGACCACUCACUCCCACACUUCUCCUUUUGAUGUUCUGGAAGGCUACGUCUGCCCUGUGCUCUUUGGGUCAGCCUGGGGGGCCGACCAUCACCACGACAACCACGGUGGAUCCCAGGGUGGCAGUGGGCCUGGCUCCCCACACUCAGCCCUGCCCACCAAGUCCAAGGAGGAGCUGAGUGAGGGCUCUAGGAAGAAGAAGACCAAGAAGGCAGAUUAGGGGGCAUCCUGGGGGCCUUCAGGGCACCAAGGAGAGGACCCAGAACCAGGACCUGGGCUCAGUUCUCCCCUCUCCGGCCUUUACUUCCCCAUCUACAAAUUGGAGUCGUCAGCCCACCCUCCAGGGUUGUUGUGGGGGUUAAAUGAGAUAUGGGGGUGAAGGGCAUUUGUAGGAAUGGGAGGUCCCUUUCUCUUUCUGCCAGGUCCCCAUAGAGUUACAGCUUUUGGGGGGGAGGUCACAGAAUCCCAGCAGCAGCUCCAGCCAGAAACCCUGGCAGCUAUGUUCUUGGUUCUAUUAUUUCCUCUCUAAAGUUACACUUUGACUCUGAAAGAAUUUCAAGCCAUGUUGAGGCUCAUUCAUUUUGAUGGACAUUUACUAAGUGUCUGCUGUAAGGUAGCUGCUGUGAUUUCCACCUCUCUUCUUGCCAAAUUUGCUGGGCAUCCCUGGGCAAGUUGCCUCCUGCUCUGAGCCUUGUGUGCCCCAUCUCUAUAGUGGCCCCUCACCCCGUUUCAUAUGUAAGGGUUAAUGUGAGGCUGGACAUGAACCAGCUUUCUAAGCUCAGAAGCACAGUGCAGUCAGGAGGGGUGGCCUUGGUGGAUGUUCUUCGUGCUUAAAAACGGCUUUGCAUUUUAGAUCUUUUGUGCUCGUGGAUUGGAGAACCCCACAUUACCUGGCACAAAAGAGGCCUUCAGUAGAAGUGUCUAAGCCAGACUUGAGAGCAUGGAGGGUGGGGAAGGCUUGUUCUGAUCCUUGGCUUCAGGUUGCCCCUAAACCAAAGAAAUGCAGCUGGCUGGGCAGGGGUUCCAAGAUCUGACUCUGUCCAGGGGCCCAAGCACUCACUGUUGGACCCAGGAAGCUCCAUGAGACCUCCCUCAUGCUGGCAUCCUUAGUCACCGCUCACUUAGUCAUUCAACAAACAUAUGCCUACUAUGUGCCAAACCUUUUGCUGCUGCUGGACAGGCUGGGAACUUGAUUCAGGGUGAGCGAGGGGGAUGGGAGCUGAGGGCCCCUCCUGGCCACCUUUAUCUCAGCCUAGGUCACCAGGACAUCUGAGAGGGGUGGGUGGGUUGGGCAUGGCCAGUCUCGGGUGGGGUUUGGGCCAGUUUGGGGCUGCCCUUUGCACAUGGGUGCUCAGGGCAUCAGCCUGUAGCUGUGUCAGAUCGGCAUGGGGUUGUUGGGGUCCCAGGUGUUGCCCAGCUAUUGGGAAAGUGCCUUGAUCUGGUGAUGCCUGGAAGUUAGGUGGGUCCUGAGGCUGUAGGGCCCCCAAAUCCCUCCUCUUGCAUGUCCAUCAAGGCUCAGCGUGAAGGGUCAGCAAAUAAAUUUGUUGUGAAAGAA
This is a messenger RNA of Hippopotamus amphibius kiboko, 2274 nucleotides long. RefSeq names its product transmembrane protein 38A (gene TMEM38A). The transcript is spliced from 6 exons. Gene Ontology annotation, molecular function: potassium channel activity; identical protein binding. Gene Ontology annotation, cellular component: membrane. Gene Ontology annotation, biological process: potassium ion transmembrane transport. NCBI's taxonomy places the organism in Eukaryota, Metazoa, Chordata, Mammalia, Artiodactyla, Hippopotamidae. The coding region runs from base 40 to 939 and encodes 299 amino acids. The record is from RefSeq and is a predicted model, not a curated record.